UGAGAGGCCGAUUGGGUCCAGAUUCACUUCGCAAAGAUCACCCUUGAUAGUACAGAGUAAUUCUGUGCAGAUAACUCCAAAUACUAAGGAAAUCAUACCUAUACACUAUAGAUAUGCUGCUUCAGACCUGGGGACGGAUGCUAUCAGGUGACCUCCGGAGAGAUAAGCGCACUAACCCGCCCAACAUCCACUCCCGGCUCCUGCGACGUCACUCACCUCAACUCCUACCACAAGUUGACACAAACCCAUCAUCGACAGCUUCAAUUACACCAGUCACAAAAUCCCUUUUUCGAUGGAUGCAGUCAGACGUUUAUAGCAGGAUAGAGCUCCGAUUUUCUCAUGACAUCUGGUCAUAUGGCUCAACCAAGGGUCACUCCAUAUCUCAUCUACCUGGUGUUUAUCACCACCUUGGGUCCACUUCAGUUCGGUUAUCACCUGGCUGAGCUCAAUGCGCCCCAAGCUGUUAUCACCUGCGAAAGGAAAAACAUCCAUUCCUCAUCCAUCAUAUCCGAAGGGCUACCGCAAUGUAUCCCCAUGAGCCCAUCACAGUUCGGCCUGGUUUCGUCGAUUUACACCCUUGGGGGUCUUAUGGGAGCUCUGCUGGCAGGGCCGGUGUCAACAAAACAUGGACGUCUAUUAGCACUACGAGCUACAACCUUUUUCUUCAUCGCCGGUCCAGUGGCCGAAACACUUGCAUUCAAUAUUCCAAUACUGAGCCUUGGUAGACUUUUGUCCGGCGUUGGCUCCGGGGCAGCUAUCGUUGUUGGUCCUAUCUACAUCUCCGAGAUUGCACCACCUAGUGCCAAGGGAUUUUUUGGUGCGUUCACGCAGGUCAUGACCAAUGUUGGUAUCCUCUUCACACAAACACUUGGUUAUUUCCUGAGCGAGGGGACUAUGUGGAGGACCAUCCUCGCUGUUGCGGGGGUUAUCGGAGCUCUGGAGCUUCUUGGCCUCGCGUUGGUCCCGGAGAGCCCAGCCUGGCUCGUUGACCAUCAGAAGCAUGAUCUAGCCAGGCGGGUCCUACAGCGGAUACGCGGCAGGGACGCAGAUAUCCGUGGCGAAAUAGACGGCUCCACAAGGUCCGAGGAGGACGCCGGAGAAGAGCAGUCGCUUCUCACUCCUCCCUCGAGCAACCUAACCCCCAAACAACCUCCAGUGACGAUGGCACGGGUAUUCAUGGACCCUGACUACCGCCCCGCCAUUAUCGCUGUUGUUGGGAUCAUGGUAGCACAACAGUUCACGGGAAUCAACAGUAUUAUCAUGUACAGUGUCUCGCUAUUGCAGAGCAUUCUGCCAACAACUGCAGCCCUGCUUUCUGUCUUGAUAUCCGCUAUAAAUCUCGUCAUGACCCUCGCUUGUUCACCACUACCCGACAAGAUUGGUCGGAAGUCUUGCCUUUUGUACAGUAUUAGCGGCAUGGGUUGUAAUUCUAUCCUACUAGCUAUGGGGAUAUAUUUCAACGUGAAAGCCCUGUCUGCAAUCGCCGUCUUACUUUUUGUCGCUUCGUUUGCGGUUGGUUUGGGGCCUGUGCCAUUUAUUAUGGCCUCCGAGUUGGUCGGCCCAGAGGCUGUUGGGGCUACCCAGAGUUGGGCAUUGGCCGCUAACUGGAUCUCAACGUUUGUUGUGGCCCAGUUUUUCCCAAUGUUAAAUGACGCAUUAGGUGGUCGGGGUAAAAUAUACUGGCUAUUCGCUGCAAUGGCCGGUGUUUUCGCGGGGUUUAUCUACUGGAGAGUCCCUGAAACCAAGGGCAAGAGAAGCGUGGAUGAGGUCUGGGGCAGGGAAGAUCAGCGAAGGAGAGAUUAACUGGUAUUCCACUCGUAAGCGCCAUCAAGCCUCAAGUGUCAGGCGACCGGCAGUUUUUUGUUUCCUAUUCUCCAUGAAUUCCUCGUAAGGUAUGACAAUUCAGCAAGUUCGAUCUACAUCAAACCGGUCGGACCGAGGAACAGAUACGCUGAAGGCGGUGCCGACGUCGACGACGGUCCUCCCACCCCAAGCCUAGCCUUAACCAAACGAACAAGUGGGAUGUGCUUAGCAUGACUGGGCGACGUAGAUAUCCUUGUCGGCCACCAACCCUGCUUGCGGC
Messenger RNA from Aspergillus versicolor CBS 583.65, 2083 nucleotides. RefSeq names its product putative MFS glucose transporter. The coding region runs from base 340 to 1803 and encodes 487 amino acids. Gene Ontology annotation, cellular component: membrane. Gene Ontology annotation, molecular function: hexose transmembrane transporter activity. The record is from RefSeq and is a predicted model, not a curated record. Gene Ontology annotation, biological process: monosaccharide transmembrane transport. Lineage: Eukaryota; Fungi; Ascomycota; Eurotiomycetes; Eurotiales; Aspergillaceae. The transcript is spliced from 2 exons.